UGCAGUGGAGGUCACGAAAAUUAUUUGUCCCCUGGUGCCGAGAGUGGCUCCUGUCCAACCACCAUUCGGCGCCGCCUGCCAUCAUUUUGCAACCGUCAGCUGCGCAACAUCUCCGAGAUUUUAUAUGGCGGUUUGCUUCGCUUCACGAAUGUCUCGACAUAGACACAUGCCCCACCUCUCUUCCGACGACGACAACAACCUCCAUGGUCGUGCUUCAUCUGGGUUGGAACCGCUUCACACGGCGUACUCUGUUCUAUAGCGUGGUGGUCCUCUUGAUCCUUGCUAGUUUCAGGUCUAAGAUACCUCCUUUCUUUGUGCCUUCGGACGAGAGUAGUUCUGGACUCGAGGCUGAAGAUUCUCCGGCACUGACGCGACGAACCCGAGCAGGCGCAGUGAAGUCAGCCUUCCUGCAUGCGUACCAUGGAUAUGAGAAAUAUGCUGCCCCAAGCGACGAGCUGAAGCCUGUGUCGAAUGGAAAGGUCAACAAGCUCAACGGAUGGGGCUUGACUGUAUUCGACUCUCUGGAUACUAUAUUGCUGAUGGGUCUGAAGGAGGAAUUUGCCCGAGGUCGAGAGAUUGUGAUGAAUGCCUACUUUUCGAAAUCUGAGCCAGCAUGUAUCCUGGCCUCAUCCUCCGAUUUGGCUGGGGGCAUGCUUCCUACUAGAUGGGAUUUAACGACCGGUCAACCGGUCGACAGACAUCUUACUGUAGGGUCACUAACCGACAGUGCCCACGAGUAUCUACUUAAAAUUCACCUCCUUACCGGAAAGACGGACAAAGAGAAUCUCAAAAUGUGUCUUCGAACAACCACUCAUAUCAUCUGCGACAUGUUGCAUUUAUCUCCGACACGCCACCUACUCUAUGUUUCCGACUCCUUUGAAUCGACUUUCACAGAGAGUGCAUCUCCCACUCUCCAAUUCGAGCACCUUUCAUGCUUCCUGCCAGGGUUACUCGCACUCGGGGCACACACUCUACCUCUAGACAAUCUAAAAUCUCUCGGAAUAGACUUUGAAGAACUGGGAAACGAGAAGCUUUACGGAUACGCCGGCAGGGCCUACAAAAGGCUCAGCGGGUACAAUUUGAAGCAGGUACACAUGUGGGCUGAAGGUCUUGCUCAGACGUGCUGGUUAAUGUACGCUGACCAGCCGACCGGCUUGGGUUCGGAGGAAGUCAAGAUCAAGUUCGCAAGCACAGAGGGGGUAGCCGUGGUUGUGCCCGGUCUUGCGGGAAAGGCACCCAUCGUAUACAUGCCAGAAGAGCGGAACAAUGGCACAGGAAGUGGUCAUGAUUAUACGCUGCUCAAGCCUGGGCACCUCUUGAGACCGGAGGCCGUCGAAUCGCUGUAUCUUCUGUGGCGCAUCACUGGAGAAUCCAAAUGGAGGAACGGGGAUGGAAAAUCUUCGAGGCGAUCGAGAGGGAGACGAAGACAGGCAGCGGCUAUGCGGCCCUAUAUUCGGUAGA
Cyclocybe aegerita is the source of this 1461-nucleotide messenger RNA. The record is from the annotation of a GenBank genome assembly. NCBI's taxonomy places the organism in Eukaryota, Fungi, Basidiomycota, Agaricomycetes, Agaricales, Hemipholiotaceae.